Capsicum annuum is the source of this 1707-nucleotide messenger RNA. RefSeq names its product receptor kinase-like protein Xa21. Gene Ontology annotation, biological process: protein phosphorylation. The coding region runs from base 1 to 1707 and encodes 568 amino acids. The transcript is spliced from 5 exons. Gene Ontology annotation, molecular function: ATP binding; protein binding; protein kinase activity. The record is from RefSeq and is a predicted model, not a curated record. Lineage: Eukaryota; Viridiplantae; Streptophyta; Magnoliopsida; Solanales; Solanaceae.
AUGAAAGUUGGUCUCCAGCUACAUCUGUUUGCCAUUGCGUCGGAGUCACUUGUGGCUGUCGUCACCAGAAAUUUGACUCAAGAAAUGGCACGCUUGCUUCUGAUUAAGUUUCUUGAUUUAAUUUUCAACAACUUUAGAGGGGAGGUUCCUUCUUGGUUUGGAUUCUUACACGAACUUCAAUUUCUAAGCCUUAAGAAUAAUAGUUUUACCGGCCCCCUUCCCUCAUCAUUUUUUAACAUUUCAAAGCUUGAAAUGUUGAAUUUGGCAUUCAAUUCCGUAGGUCAUAUCCCUGUGUCUCUUUCGAAUGCCUCAAGGUUGGAGAGGUUAGAAUUAUCUAGCAAUUUAAUUCAAGGAAGCAUUCCAAACGAAAUCAGCAAUCUUCACAAACUGAACUGGUUGGCCAUAAAAUAUAAUCAACUUACGGGUUCUAUACCAUUAACAGUUUUCAAUAUUUUUAGAAUCGAAGUCAUUUCAUUUACUGGCAAUAGCUUAUCAAGAAGUCUUCCCAAUGGUUUAUGCAAUGGUCUUCCGAAUCUCAAAGGUCUUUAUCUAUCAAUAAACAAGCUUCAUGGUCAUAUUCCCACGAGCUUGUCAAAUUGUUCACAACUUCAACUAUUAGGUUUAUCGGAAAAUGAGUUUGAUGAACCAAUACAUAGUGAAAUUGGAAUAUUGAGUAAAUUGCAGCAAUUGUAUCUCGGAACUAACCAUUUCACAGGGAUAAUUCCACAAGAAAUUGGAAAUCUUAUUAAUUUGAUGGAGUUGUGGAUGGAGGUAAACCAGUCUCAAUCUCCUUGCAAGAUCAAAGGGCUAAUUCCAAAUGAUUUUGGGAACUUAAGCAGCUUAUUAGACCUUGAUCUUUCGGAGAACAGCUUGGCUGGUUCGAUUCCCACGACAAUUGGCAACUUGAGAAACAUUCAGCACUUCAACUUCCGUAUCAACAAUCUUACAGGAUUUAUUGGUGAUCAUAUAUGUAAAUUGCAGCAUUUGGGUGAAAUUUACUUGGGUCAAAAUCAGCUUUCAGGAUCUCUUCCUAAUUGUUUAGGGAAUAUUACUUCCCUUAGGGAGAUACAUCUGGGUUCCAAUAAAUUGAGUUCCAAUAUACCACCAAGCAUAGGGAACCUUCAGGAUCUAGUGGUUCUUGACUUAUCGUCAAACAACAUGGUAGGUUCUUUGCCUCCAAAAAUUGGAAAUCUAAAGGCUGUGACACUGAUAGAUCUGUCGAUGAAUCAAUUCUCAAAUGGCAUACCAAGAAAAAUUGGAGGAUUGCGAACUCUGGUGCACCUUUCUUUGAGACACAACAAGUUGCAAGGAUCUAUACCUGACUCAAUGAGCAUCAGGGUAGGUUUGGAAUUCCUAGACCUUUCUCAUAAUAAUUCCUAUGUCUUUGGAAAAACUUCAAAACCUAAAGUAUUUGAAUGUUUCUGUCAACAAAUUGUAUGGUAUAGAAGAGGUAAAAGAGCUCCUCAACAAGCAAAUUCAUUGUCUACCAUAACACGAGAAAGAAUUUCAUACUAUGAACUGCUCCAAGCAACAGAUGACCGUAGUGAUAGUAAUCUGAUUGGUUCUGGAAGUUUUGGCUCUGUUUACAAAGGCAUUCUCAGAUGUGGAACUGCCAUUGCAGUUAAAGUGUUCAAUUUGCAACUGGAUGCGGCAUUCAAGAGUUUUGAUACAGAAUGUGAAUUUUUGCGUAACCUUCGCCAUAGGUGA